Poecilia latipinna (sailfin molly) is the source of this 2148-nucleotide messenger RNA. It is a transcript of the gene kynu, whose product is annotated as kynureninase. The record is from RefSeq and is a predicted model, not a curated record. Gene Ontology annotation, molecular function: kynureninase activity; pyridoxal phosphate binding. The transcript is spliced from 18 exons. Gene Ontology annotation, cellular component: cytoplasm. NCBI's taxonomy places the organism in Eukaryota, Metazoa, Chordata, Actinopteri, Cyprinodontiformes, Poeciliidae. Gene Ontology annotation, biological process: NAD+ biosynthetic process. Bases 630 to 2021 code for a protein of 463 amino acids.
GUGAACAUGAAGAAAACUCACUCAGGCACGAGGAAGACACAGAACCUUCUUCCUGCAAGGCAUAACAGGCCAACCAACCCGUUUCUUUAGUUUAAUUAUAAAUUCCUGAUUUUACUGGCCAGACCGGGACAGCUGGAGAUGAACAGGAAGAAGCAACUCCUUUCCAAAUUUUGGUGCAACAGAUUGUCCAGGAGCCCUGAAUACUGGAUUGGAAAACGUCUGCAGCCUUUUGAGACCCUAGACGUGACGUUGAAGUUUUGAUGUGAUGGUGAGCAUGUCCGAUGGACGACACGCUGAAGAUUCCUGCUGGUUGACUGGCCAGCUGCUUCAGGAAACUUCUGUGAACUCCUCUUUGAAAUAUCUGGAUUUUCCAGCGAAGGAAUUGCACAGAGACUCUUUCUUACCUUGGUGGUGCAGAGUUGCAGGACUGAAUGUGAUCCAGGCAUUUUGUAGAGGUGAUUCGCUGUUAUCUGGAGCUGGAGGUCAGCUCAUCGAUGCAAUGAUUAACCUGAGAGCGAGCACAGAGAGGGUAAAGAGCGUCUCCGAGGGUUCAGUCAGCCUCUGUCCUGCCAGCAGGAAGGAAACCCUCCGAUAGCCCACCGAUCCACAGGUUUUCUGCUCCCACACCAAUGGACGACAUUUUUGACCUGAGUCCCACAGCGGCGGUGAAACGAGUGUCCUCCUUGCUGGGCUGCAGUCCGACCUCAGAGAAAGUAGCCGAUUACUUUGACGAACAUGACAAACUGCGGCACCUCAGAGAAAACUUCCUGGUGCCCAAAAUCGCAGAUUUGCCCCCCACUGAUCGCUCUCUGGUGGACGGGAGCCAAGAAUGCAUCUACCUGUGUGGAAACUCGUUGGGUCUGCAACCCAAAAAUGCACGGAAAUAUCUGGAGGAGGAGCUGGACAACUGGGCUAAGAUAGCUAUUCAUGGUCACACUGUCGGCUCGCGGCCUUGGGCGUGGGCGGAAAACAACAUUGAAGACUCUAUGGCGAAUAUUGUUGGAGCUAAAAGUGGGGAGGUCGCGCUGAUGAACGGCCUGACGGUUAAUCUGCAUCUCCUAAUGCUGUCCUUCUACAAACCAACUCCAACUAGACACAAAAUCCUUCUGGAGAGCAAAGCCUUCCCUUCAGAUCAUUACGCCAUCGAGUCUCAGAUCCGCCUGCGAGGAUUUUCCCCUGAGAGCAGCAUGCUGAUGCUGUCUCCCAGACCAGGUGAAGACACCCUGAGAACUGAGGACAUCCUGGACGUCAUCGAGAAAGAAGGCGACGUCAUCGCCAUGGUGAUGUUGCCCGGGGUUCAGUACUACACUGGUCAACUGUUUGACAUGCACGCCAUCACCAAGGCUGGCCACAAAAAGGGCUGUUUUGUUGGAUUUGACUGCGCCCAUGCAGUGGGAAACGCAGAUCUGAAGCUGCAUGACUGGGAUGUUGACUUUGCCUGCUGGUGCUCCUAUAAGUAUCUGAAUUCCGGUGCUGGCGGCCUCGCCGGGGCGUUCAUUCACGAAAAACAUAAAGACACCAUCAAACCAGCACUGUUAGGGUGGUGGGGUCAUGACCUGGCAACUCGCUUUAGGAUGACCAACGUGAUGGAGCUGCAGCCCGGAGUGAGCGGCUUCAGACUCUCAAAUCAACCCAUUCUUCUCGUCUGCCCUCUACAGGCCAGCUUAGAAGUGUUUAACAUGGCGAGCAUGCAGUCGCUGCGGAGGAAGUCUGUACUCCUGACCGGGUACCUGGAGUACCUGAUAAAGGAGUAUUACACAGAGGACCCGGCCCAGCCUCAUAAAGCCUAUGUCCGAAUCCUCACGCCCUCUGACCCCCAGCAGAGAGGCUGCCAGCUGUCGCUCUCUUUCUCCAUCCCGAUCCGGAGAGUCUUCCAGGAGCUGGAGAAGAGAGGAGUGGCUUGUGACAUGAGAGAGCCCAGCGUGCUGCGAAUAGCUCCGGUGCCGCUCUACAACUCCUUCAGGGAUGUGCAUCGCUUCAUUGAAACACUGGGAAAAGCUCUGGCUGCCAGCAGCAGCUAGACCCAAAACGAGAAGAAAACAAAUUCAGCAACCUCAUCAAACCCUGUGUGCUGCAAAGUACUGUUGAUAUGCAACCAUCUUGUCAAUGACAUAUCAAAGUGUCAUAAACCAAUGAUAAAACACCUGA